Messenger RNA from Knipowitschia caucasica, 360 nucleotides. The record is from the annotation of a GenBank genome assembly. Lineage: Eukaryota; Metazoa; Chordata; Actinopteri; Gobiiformes; Gobiidae.
AUGGGGAAGGGCUUGAAUCAGGAAUAUGAUAAGAUCCACUGCCACUACCAGUCCCUCUGUCAUUUGUCAGACUGCUUCCAGAUGCGGCAGAACCAGAAUUACCAUUUCCUGUUCCACUACUUCCACCUCCUGAAGCUCCACUACCUGAUGACCCGCUUGACCUUAAUAGAGCAGGGGAGUGGCCUGUUGCGGCAUAACCUAGUGACGGGCUUCCAGCUCCACCGAGAGAGGAUGGGAGUGAUCCAUAUGCAGAAUCUGUGCCAUACAUGUCAGCUGAGUAUGACUGACUUCGCCCACCAAGACUGCCAUAGCCCUUCCCAGCUGAAGCUGAACUCAGGUCUUGGGCUUGUGGGGAACUAA